Molecule: messenger RNA, 768 nt
Organism: Aedes albopictus (Asian tiger mosquito)
Lineage: Eukaryota; Metazoa; Arthropoda; Insecta; Diptera; Culicidae
Gene: nmdyn-D6
Product: nucleoside diphosphate kinase 6
Exons: 3
Coding region: 68-574 (168 amino acids)
Biological process (GO): UTP biosynthetic process; CTP biosynthetic process; GTP biosynthetic process
Molecular function (GO): nucleoside diphosphate kinase activity
Source: RefSeq, a predicted model, not a curated record
AUCGGUAUAAACAAACCAUACCCACCAUCUCCACCAGAUUGCAUAAAACACGUUCGGCGGAGGAAUCAUGACGAGCGCUGCCACCGCAUUCACGUUGGCCAUUUUCAAGCCCCACCUGGUGAAGAAUCCGGUGGCCUACGGUGCGGUGGAGCGGCUGAUUGAAUCCAGUGGGAUCCGGAUCGUGACCAGGAAGCAGGUUCACCUGACGCAACCGGAAGCGGAGCAGUUCUAUCGGGACCAUCAGGGUAAAUUUUUCUACCGGAGGCUGAUUUCGCUGAUGACGAGUGGCCCGCUGGAGGUGUUGGUGCUGUCGGGGGAGAAUGUGGUAAACAGAUGGCGGGAGCUGAUGGGACCGACAAAAGUGUUCAAAGCGGUGUACUCCAACCCUGAAUGCAUAAGGAGUUUAUACGGAUUGACGGAUACCAGGAAUGCUAGUCAUGGGUCUGAUUCGGUAGCAUCCUUCUUGACCGAGGCGGCACUGUUCUUCCCAAAUCAGGAGUUUCCUCCAAACAACACCACGACCACCACUGAUAAUUACGAGUCAAACGGACAUCAUCACCAAAAUACCAGUUAGAGGGACAUGACGACGCGUGAAGAAUUUUCAUGGCGGGGGUCCCAAGAGUCAGUCGCCAGGGCAAAACCAAAGAUGGUUGCAUUUUUCGUCGGAGCUUCACCCGAGGUUUGUUUGUUUCGGGCGGGUUCAGCAUAUAUUGUAGGUUGGUAGCAGCAAGUGUGAAAUAAUAAACUUUUCUUCGGUGUAAUCGUAAA